Molecule: messenger RNA, 1002 nt
Organism: Rotaria socialis
Lineage: Eukaryota; Metazoa; Rotifera; Eurotatoria; Philodinida; Philodinidae
Source: the annotation of a GenBank genome assembly
AUGGACCGAUUUGUUGAUAAAACAGUUGAUGUCCUAACAAGAUUCGGUGAACAUCUUGAACGACGCUUUUCAAAUGACCAAAGUGAUAAUACAUAUAUAAGAUCGUCAAGUUCAAAUAUUCUGUAUCCAGGUGAUAACUCCGCUUUUCAACGUCCUUUCGACGAUAAUGAUCGGAAAAGUGACAUAUACUCAUCGCAACGACGCAAUUUAAGUUACGGUGGUGCAAGAAAAUAUUCUUCGGAUAAUUUAGUAGCUAGUCCCGGGUAUGAAAGUUUCAGUAAUUAUCGACAAAAUCCAAUGGCGAAUACACAUAUGGAUGAUGUAGAUAGAGCACUAUACGGACAUCGUAUUGACGGUCGAAGAAAACAGCGGCAUAACUUAAAUUACGGUGCCUAUCCAGAAGUGUAUACUACAGAUCCAUCAUCGAAUUCGCCGUACGGAUUACAUUCAGGCAAUGUAGGUUAUGCUCCUAACUAUUAUAUUGCAGAACGUCGAGAAGUCGAAUUAAUCCCCGCUCCUGAACCACGUAUUAUACGACAACAAGUACCAGUUCCUUUUCCAGUUGAUCGUCCCGUGCCUCAACCUUAUCCCGUUGCUGUACCAGUACCCUAUCCAGUUGAUCGACCUGUCCCUGUACCUGUAGCAGUUCCAUCACCACCAGUUUGUGUCCCUGUUCCAACACCUACUCCAUGUUAUGUACCUGUUGCUGUUCCUGUCCCAUCACCACGAGCAAGUCCUGUCAUCUUUGAACAGUCAGUUACUCAUUCUCAACGUUGGAUUACUGGAUCGCCAGUCAUGAUGAAUCAACAACGGUAUGCUGUUGGUACACCAGUCAUGAUGAAUCAACAACGGUAUGCUGUUGGUACACCAGUCAUGAUGAAUCAACAACCGUCGGCUGUUGGUACACCAGUUAUGAUGAAUGGACAACCGUAUUUUCCUGGUUCACCUGCUGUGGGUAUGAAUGGAUAUGCGUCAUAUGGCAAUGGUUCGUUCCGUCGUUAA